AUGGAUAGACGCACCCCCUACACCCUGAGUGUUCUCGAGUCCAGCACUAAUGGCGCUGAGGACUCUCGCUCUUUCACCCAAACUCGUCUGCGCGAUUUCGUGCUACAAUUCCAGCUGGAUAAUGCAUUCAUUUACCGAGCUGACCCAUCCAUCCAUUAUGGCAGCGACCAAUUACGACACAAUGUGCUCGGAAAGAAUUACUACUGCGACAUUGAUAUCGCCCACCUAAUUUCCUACAACGAGGAUUUGGCGCACAAGCUCACAUCAGAGCCCGCCGAUAUCAUUCCUCUGUUUGAAGCGGCGCUCCAGGAAUGUACGAAACGAAUCGUCUUCCCCGGCCAGCAGGAUAUCAGUCUCCCCUCCCACCAACUGCUUAUUCACUCCUCCGCAACCCACAUCUCUAUCCGUGAUCUCAAUGCCACCAAUAUCUCUCACUUGGUCCGAAUCCCAGGUAUUGUGAUCGGCGCUUCGACUAUUUCGUCCAAAGCGACCGCAGUCCACAUUCGCUGCAAGAAUUGCGACCAUAGUGAAAAUAUUACCGUCGACGGUGGCUUCUCUGGACUGACGCUCCCCCGACGUUGCGGUCGUGCAAAGGUCCCUGGUGACCAACCGGACGAACAAUGCCCUCUCGACCCCUACGUGGUUCACCAUGAGAAGUGCCUUUUUGUGGACCAGCAGGUUCUCAAGCUUCAGGAGGCUCCCGACCAGGUGCCGGUGGGUGAAUUGCCCCGCCAUGUGCUGAUUUCCGCCGACCGAUACUUGGCGAACCGCGUUGUCCCCGGUUCUCGCUGCACUGUGAUGGGAAUUUUCUCCAUCUAUCAAGCCAAGGGCGGUAAGAAGGAGGCUGCCGUGGCUAUUCGCAACCCUUAUCUUCGGGCAGUGGGCAUCAACACCGACAUGGAUCAGACUGCCAAGGGCAAUUCUGUCUUCAGCGAGGAGGAGGAGCAAGAGUUCUUGGAGCUCAGCCGCCGGCCAGAUCUGUACGAUGCUCUUGCCCGAAGCAUCGCCCCGUCCAUCUAUGGCAACCUCGACAUGAAAAAGGCCAUUGUCUGUCUGCUGAUGGGUGGUUCCAAGAAAAUUCUUCCGGAUGGAAUGAAGCUUCGUGGUGAUAUCAACGUGCUCAUGCUUGGUGACCCCGGAACUGCCAAGUCUCAACUGUUGAAGUUCGUUGAAAAGGCUGCCCCUAUCGCCAUCUAUACUUCCGGAAAGGGUUCCUCAGCAGCCGGUUUGACGGCCUCUGUCCAGCGAGACCACACCACCCGCGAAUUCUACCUGGAAGGCGGUGCCAUGGUUCUGGCAGAUGGCGGUGUGGUAUGUAUUGACGAGUUCGACAAGAUGCGUGACGAGGACCGAGUAGCGAUUCACGAAGCCAUGGAGCAACAGACUAUCUCUAUUGCCAAGGCCGGUAUCACAACGAUUCUGAAUUCCCGGACAUCUGUUCUAGCCGCGGCCAAUCCAGUCUUUGGCCGUUAUGAUGAUCUCAAAACCCCUGGCGAGAACAUCGAUUUCCAGACCACCAUUCUGUCCCGUUUCGAUAUGAUCUUCAUUGUACGAGAUAACCACGAGCGUGGCCACGACGAAAGAAUUGCCCGCCACGUUAUGGGUGUGCACAUGGGUGGCCGUGGUAUGGAGGAGCAAGUCGAGGCUGAGAUUCCCGUCGACCAAAUGAAGCGCUACAUCAGCUACUGCCGCAGCCGCUGUGCCCCUCGUCUCUCCCCUGAGGCCGCCGAGAAGCUCUCUUCGCACUUCGUCUCCAUCCGCAAGCAAGUGCACCGCGCAGAACUGGAGUCCAACACCCGCUCCUCAAUCCCCAUCACCGUCCGCCAGCUGGAAGCCAUCGUCCGUAUCACCGAGUCCUUGGCCAAACUUUCUCUCUCCCCCAUCGCCACAGAGGCCCACGUUGACGAGGCCAUUCGCCUCUUCUUAGCAUCCACCAUGGACGCAAUAACCCAAGGCGAGGGCCAAGGCAGUAAGGAGCUCAUGGAAGAAGCGAGCAAGAUCGAGGACGAGCUCAAGCGCCGCCUGCCGCUGGGCUGGAGCACCAGCCUGGCGACGCUCCGCCGCGAGUUCGUUGACGGCAAGGGAUACACCGAGCAAGCACUCAAUCGGGCCCUAGUUGUCUUGCAGCGGCGGGAGACGGUGCAGAUCCGUUCUGGUGGCUCGCAGAUCUACCGGAACAAGCCUUAA
Molecule: messenger RNA, 2187 nt
Organism: Penicillium canariense
Lineage: Eukaryota; Fungi; Ascomycota; Eurotiomycetes; Eurotiales; Aspergillaceae
Product: MCM DNA helicase complex subunit MCM5
Exons: 4
Coding region: 1-2187 (728 amino acids)
Biological process (GO): DNA replication; DNA replication initiation; double-strand break repair via break-induced replication
Cellular component (GO): nucleus; MCM complex
Molecular function (GO): DNA replication origin binding; ATP binding; 3'-5' DNA helicase activity
Source: RefSeq, a predicted model, not a curated record